This is a messenger RNA of Cucurbitaria berberidis CBS 394.84, 1456 nucleotides long. Its product is annotated as NAD(P)-binding protein. The coding region runs from base 239 to 1456 and encodes 405 amino acids. The record is from RefSeq and is a predicted model, not a curated record. NCBI's taxonomy places the organism in Eukaryota, Fungi, Ascomycota, Dothideomycetes, Pleosporales, Cucurbitariaceae. Gene Ontology annotation, molecular function: oxidoreductase activity; zinc ion binding. The transcript is spliced from 7 exons.
AAUUUGCCAUGAGUCCUAGAUGCCGGUCCUACAACGGCGAAUUCAACAUCCUAUGGCCCACAUCUAAUCUUGUAUAGGCAUGAUGGAUCUGGGGUACCCCGCGGGGGAUCUGUAUAUGUACCCCGUGCUGCGUCGCGUGGCCAUCAAACCAUUAUCCCUCGAUACAAUAAAAUCUCUUUGCAUGGCUCUCCUACUUCAUCGUUAAAGCUCGCAACCAAUCAUCACUACUUCCUUCACUAUGACGACAUACCCCAUCUCAACAACCGCCAUCGUGAGCGACGUCCCCAAAGACGGCCAAGUCCAAUGGCGCAGACAGAGGGUUCAGCUGCGAGCGCCGCGUGAAGACGAGAUUCUGGUACGCAUCAUCGCUUCCGGAAUUUGCCACACGGACCUAGUCCUUUCUUCGAUACCACCAGGCGCACCGGGAUCUUCGCCGUAUCCCAAAAUUCUAGGCCACGAGGGCGCAGGAUUUGUCGAACAAGUUGGAAGUGCAGUCACCCACGUAAAAGAGGGAGACAAAGUACUGUUGAGUUUCGAUUAUUGCGGCAAGAAGGAGUGUCGCGCCUGCACAGAGGAGACUCCUGGGUACUGUGGCGAGUUUCAUGCCAAAAAUAUCUUUAGUGUGCCCGAAGUGUAUCAAGUUGAGGAUGGAGGGCCCGCCAGUGGACUGUUCUUUGGCCAGUCGAGCUUUUCGAGUCUGGCGUUGGUGAAGGGCACAUCGGCGCUCAAUGUGUCGCAGCUGGUAAAGAAUGAGGAAGAGCUGAGGUUGUUCGCUCCAAUGGGAUGUGGGUACCAAACCGGCGCGGCUGCUGUUACUGAGCUCGCAGACGUGACAGAGCAUGAUACCGUCGCUAUAUUUGGGCUCGGUGGCGUUGGUAUGGCCGCAAUCAUGGCCGCAAAGAUACGGGGCGCCAAAACGAUCAUUGGCGUAGAUAGAGUACAAUCCCGUCUGGACCUGGCGAGAGAGAUUGGGGCUACUCACGUGAUUGAUACAUCCAAUCUUCCCUCUCUAGCAGCUGACCUCAAUACGGCAAUCAGAGAGAUCGUCCCGCUAGGGACAAACGCAAAUUUUGACACAACUGGUGUGGUCCCCAUAAUUGAUGGCGGUCUGCAAAGCCUGCAUUCCAAGGGUCAAAUGAUUUUGAUUGGUAUAGUGAAUGGGAAGAGCAUGGAUCUUGACCUGGGCCUACUAUUGAACUACGGAUCUGCAAUUAGAGGUUGCCUCGAAGGCAAUGCGAAGCCAUCCAAGGUAGACGCUCCGGAGGCAUCAAUAGAGACAUGGACUAAUUUUGAAUUUCAGUUCGUACCCCAGAUGAUUGAGUGGUAUCGUGAAGGAAAGUUUCCUAUCGAGAAGUUGUCCAAGACAUACUCGGCCGAGGACUUCGACAAAGCUUUGGCUGAGAUGCAUAACGGAGUGACAAUCAAGCCCAUUUUAUUAUGGAGCAAAGAAAGCUAA